AUGCCACCGAAAGCAAAAACUGCAGCGAAACAACCAGCUGGAAACACCACCUCCGCCAAACCAGGAAAAACAGACGACAAAACGGUCCCUUCGCAGAAUCUAGCAACGGCGGCUGCCGCCACCACCUCAACUAGUACCAGCGCUGAGGGCAACCCAGAGUCAGCUGUCGCUGCGACUGGGUCCAAAAAGAAAACAGUUGUUACUGUUGGAACUGAUGACAAGACCGAAAAGAAGAAAAGGACGAAAAAAAGACACGAGACUUAUUCUUCUUAUAUCUACAAGGUCUUGAAGCAGGUUCAUCCUGAAACCUCCAUCUCCAACAAAGCCAUGUCCAUCAUGAACUCGUUUGUCAAUGACAUCUUCGAACGCGUCGCCACCGAAGCAGCCCACCUCGCAACCUACAACAAGAAAUCGACGAUCAGUUCGCGCGAGAUUCAAACUGCCGUGCGCCUCUUGUUGCCGGGUGAGUUGGCGAAACAUGCUGUGUCGGAGGCACACCUUGAUUAA
Ambispora leptoticha is the source of this 507-nucleotide messenger RNA. NCBI's taxonomy places the organism in Eukaryota, Fungi, Glomeromycota, Glomeromycetes, Archaeosporales, Ambisporaceae. The record is from the annotation of a GenBank genome assembly.